Messenger RNA from Darwinula stevensoni, 483 nucleotides. Lineage: Eukaryota; Metazoa; Arthropoda; Ostracoda; Podocopida; Darwinulidae. The record is from the annotation of a GenBank genome assembly.
AUGGUCUCUCUCCUCCAUACCCAGCACGGCAUUUCCAACGAAAACCUCCAGACCAUCAUUGCUACAACCACUGCUCAUCCCACUCCAAAAGCAGAUGACCUUCGCAAUUCGAAGGCGAAAUUCCUCGACAUCGACGGGGACGGUGACCGGAGGAUCUCGUUCGAAGAAGCACUAGACUACCUGGAGACGAAGGCUUCGUUGAACAGGACCUUGCUGCAGCAGUCGACGGACUGGUGGUCUGCGAUGGACACCAACGGAGAUGGAUUGUUGAAACCGGCCGAAUUGGAUUGGAGCCUAGGACCAGAAGACGUUCACCCCCGUCGCUUUCUUGUUGAACCCACGCAGAGGCUCUCCAAGGAGUUCACAUUAUUGAGUGGAGAGCAUGAAUCCGUCGGAGGCAUUCUUUGGCGCACUUCCUUCGCGUCUUUUGUGGGGAUCGUGGCCCAGAUGUACUCCUCGAAUCAGGCUUACAGCCGCAGUUGA